This is a messenger RNA of Drosophila grimshawi, 451 nucleotides long. RefSeq lists its product as uncharacterized. The record is from RefSeq and is a predicted model, not a curated record. The transcript has 3 exons. NCBI's taxonomy places the organism in Eukaryota, Metazoa, Arthropoda, Insecta, Diptera, Drosophilidae. Bases 21 to 347 code for a protein of 108 amino acids.
GCUAACGAAUUUCAUAGUGGAUGCAGCUACAAAACAAUCAGAGAAUAAUAAAUACAAUGACAAGUCGAACGAUUAUUUACGAUUAUGAAAAUCUAACAGAACAAAUUAAAGCGAAUAUGACAGGCAAUGCAGCAGCUGAAAACGAUUCCAAAUACAUUUUAAUGGUGACCAUAGCAACAAUAACCUGGCUGCUGCUCAGCUGCAUAAGUGGCUUCAUUUAUUGUUGCAAUUACUGGCAACAGUUGGGGAACUCAGCGGGCAUAGAAACAGUGGAGCAAUCGGACCAAUCGGAACUGGACCAACAACAGCAGAGCAUGCUGCUCGGACAGGUCGAGUCAGCGAGGUGAACAGCAGCCAAGGAUUUGGGAUUAGAUGGAAAGAGAAGGUCAAAGCAGUGAACAAAGUGAAACAAAAUAAAUAAGCCAAAUAUAAGGGCUGCUGAACAAAGGUA